AUGCUUGUCGAAUCUCUUCUGAUAGUUUCCGCGAGCAAGAACGCAUUUCUUGCGUUCGCCGGCAUCGUGACGGGUGUCGCCGCAUGGUCUAUCUUUGGAGGCGAAGUGUUUCCUCAAGACCAGGCUGACCCAAAGGGCAACCCGGAAGAAUGGACUCGCGAGGAGAUGCGCAGAUGGCUUGCCCUGCGUAAUCUUCAUCCACAAGAUUCGGACACCCGGGAGCAGUUACUGGAAAGGAUCCAAGCGAACUUGAGAAUCCCAAGACAGUGA
Messenger RNA from Neurospora tetrasperma FGSC 2508, 270 nucleotides. RefSeq lists its product as uncharacterized. NCBI's taxonomy places the organism in Eukaryota, Fungi, Ascomycota, Sordariomycetes, Sordariales, Sordariaceae. The record is from RefSeq and is a predicted model, not a curated record. The transcript is spliced from 3 exons. The coding region runs from base 1 to 270 and encodes 89 amino acids.